Vanrija pseudolonga is the source of this 1521-nucleotide messenger RNA. RefSeq lists its product as uncharacterized. NCBI's taxonomy places the organism in Eukaryota, Fungi, Basidiomycota, Tremellomycetes, Trichosporonales, Trichosporonaceae. The record is from RefSeq and is a predicted model, not a curated record. The transcript is spliced from 3 exons. Bases 10 to 1491 code for a protein of 493 amino acids.
CGCAUCUCAAUGUCCAUCUCCGCCAUCCUAGUCCAAAAAGCCUCCGUUCCAAUACGAUUACAAUCUGUCUCGCCUCCACUCUGCAGUUCCAACAAGCCAUCACCGGCAACAACGAUUCCCAAGAAUCACCCAAACUCCUCUCUAACGGCCACCACAGCUCGGCACCUCCUACACAGCCGACACACCGCAAGCCCCUCCGCUCCCCUCCCACAUACCCACACCCACGCCUCCGCCAUGUCGUUCGGCCGCGCGCCGUCCCCGGGCGCCGAGUCCAACUCGUCCUCCCUCACCCCUCCGCCAGACGAGGACAUGUCCGCCGGGCCAUCACAGCGCAGCGUUCCCGCGUCCCCCAUGUCCGCGCUGUCUGAUGCGCCGCCGACCUCGCCACCCAGCCCAGCCAAGGCAGCGGCACGGCCGACAAGGCGGCAGUCGAUCGAGCUCAAGGUGACCGAGCCCGCCGCGGAGCCAGCAGAGGCAGAGGCUGCCGCCGAGCCAGAGCCUGACAAGGCCGAGGCGCCGAAGAUCAAGCUCAAGAUCAGUGCUCCGGCAGAGGCGAGCGGAAGCGCAGCUCCAAAGCCGAAGAGGGGGAAGAAGAAGGCCGCGGUGGUGGAGGAGGACGAGGCCGCCGUGCCCGAGACCAAGGAGGUCGAGCAGGCCGAGCCCGCCGAGCUGCCGAAGCGCAAGGGCCGCAAGCCACCAGCCAACGACAACGACGGCGAGGACGCACCGGCACCAGCACCAAAGUCGCGCCGGCGCGUGGUGGGCUCGGACGACGAGUACGAGGCCGAGCCUGAGCCGGCGCCAGCGCCGGUCGCGGCGGCGCCGGCACCAGGCAAGGCGCGCAAGAAGGCGACCGGGCGCGGCGCGCCGCCUAAGCGCGUCGAGAAGGAGAAGGAGGAGCCGGCGCGGGCCAAGUCGGCGUCUGCUCCACCACCAGAAGAGGACGAGCCGAAGCCGAAGCCCAACAAGGUGGUCGACACGCCGACCACCGAGUCGGCGAAGAAGAAGCUGCCCCCGAAGCGCAGGGCAGACGACACGCCAAAGGGCAGCCCGUUACCUGCUCCCAAGCGUGCGGCUGGCACGCCGAGCGCCAGCGGCAGUGGGAGCCGCUUACCCGCGGCUAGCGCUGCGACGAGUCUGCUGUCCGCCACGCUGAGCAAGUUUGGCUCCAAGUCGGACCUGAAGGGCGGCAAGGAGAGCCCCGCGCCCGCGGAGAAGCGGAGCGUCGGCGGCUGGACUGACGACUGGGUCUUGACUCCUGAGGACGAGCUCAAGCUCAAGUCUGUUGCGACGUCGCGUGCCCGCGCAGCGGCGGAGCGCAAGAACGCCACGCCGGUCCCGCUCAACCUUCAAGAGGCCAAGGACGCCUACCGCGUCGACAGCGCCAAUGUCCCCCGUGCCAUUCGUAUCGAGGGCGCGUCCAGCUUCCUCACUACAGACAUGCCGUCGCGCAUGGUCGCCGCUGUCCUCGCAGCCAAGGCCCGUAGAUGAGCCCUUAUUGCCUCCUUGUAGAGCCACCUG